Messenger RNA from Phanerochaete carnosa HHB-10118-sp, 286 nucleotides. RefSeq lists its product as uncharacterized. The transcript has a single exon. Lineage: Eukaryota; Fungi; Basidiomycota; Agaricomycetes; Polyporales; Phanerochaetaceae. The record is from RefSeq and is a predicted model, not a curated record. The coding region runs from base 15 to 170 and encodes 51 amino acids.
CGAAACUGCCACCAAUGUCUAACACACCAUUCUACACCACAAAUAAUUGGCACUUGGGCAGUCUGAAACAGGGUGACGUUCUACAGCUCGUGUUAAUAGCGACUGCGAGCUGGUUGCGACGUACGGUGUUUAUCUUCUGGUUGUUUGGAAGUCGAUCGGUGAGCCUUUGAGUGUUGCUGAGCGCUGAAUCUCGGUCAGAUGUUGACACCGCAAAGUAUUUGCUUCUGUGGCGUUUCUCUCAGGGAGCACAUUGGCUACGGCCUGUUGCGACAGUCAUGGCAGUGCG